GUGUAUUUGACCAUCUAUUUCUUAAGAGUGUAUUUGACCAUCUAUUUCCAAAGAGUGUAUUUGACCAUCUAUUUCCAAAGAGUGUAUUUGACCAUCUAUUUCUUAAGAGUAUUGUAUUUGACCAUCUAUUUCCAAAGAGUGUAUUUGACCAUCUAUUUCUUAAGAGUGUAUUUGACCAUCUAUUUCCAAAGAGUGUAUUUGACCAUCUAUUUCUAA
Molecule: messenger RNA, 216 nt
Organism: Lottia gigantea (owl limpet)
Lineage: Eukaryota; Metazoa; Mollusca; Gastropoda; Lottiidae
Exons: 2
Source: RefSeq, a predicted model, not a curated record